AUGCGGGUAAAUAAUGCCAGUGAUCCUUGGUCAGGCUGGAAUAUUGGGAAGUCUGGGAACUGGGAUAAUGGAACUACUGGAGACAGCUGGGCAACGAAACCUGAAAGUGCAGCUGGCCAGAGGAACAGUGCUUCAAAUAACUGGGAUACAGCAGCAACAUUUGGUCAUCCACAGGCAUAUCAAGGACCAGCAGCUGCUGAUGAUGAUGAUUGGGAUGAUGACUGGGAUGACCCGAAAUCAUCUUCACCAUCUUACCUUGGUUACAAGGAAACUGAGUCGUCAGAGGCUGGGGGGUCCCAGCGUGGAAACUCUCGUGCAGCUGCUAUGAAGUUACCACUUAACAAAUUUCCUGGAUUUGCGAAACCUGGAAUGGAACAGUAUCUAUUGGCAAAGCAGCUAGCAAAACCAAAAGAGAAGAUUCCCAUAAUUAUUGGUGAUUAUGGCCCAAUGUGGGUUUAUCCUACCUCUACAUUUGAUUGUGUGGUGGCAGAUCCCAAAAAAGGUUCAAAAAUGUAUGGUCUCAAGAGCUACAUUGAGUAUCAGCUGACCUGCACUAACACUAAUCGAUCUGUCAACCACAGAUACAAGCACUUUGAUUGGUUGUACGAGCGUCUCCUGGUUAAAUUUGGAUUAGCCAUUCCAAUCCCAUCUCUUCCAGACAAGCAAGUAACAGGGCGCUUUGAAGAAGAAUUUAUCAAAAUGCGUAUGGAGAGGCUGCAAGCUUGGAUGACAAGGAUGUGUCGCCAUCCUAUUGUUUCAGAAAGUGAAGUUUUCCAGCAAUUUCUCAAUUUCCGAGAUGAGAAGGAGUGGAAAACUGGAAAGCGGAAGGCAGAAAAAGAUGAAACUGUCGGAGUCAUGAUCUUUUCCACAAUGGAACCAGAAGCUCCUGACCUUGACAUGGUAGAAAUGUAAGGUGUUGGUUUGCUUGCU
Meleagris gallopavo (turkey) is the source of this 930-nucleotide messenger RNA. Lineage: Eukaryota; Metazoa; Chordata; Aves; Galliformes; Phasianidae. The record is from RefSeq and is a predicted model, not a curated record.